Molecule: messenger RNA, 4679 nt
Organism: Vicia villosa (hairy vetch)
Lineage: Eukaryota; Viridiplantae; Streptophyta; Magnoliopsida; Fabales; Fabaceae
Product: putative pentatricopeptide repeat-containing protein At1g12700, mitochondrial
Exons: 2
Coding region: 71-1729 (552 amino acids)
Molecular function (GO): protein binding
Source: RefSeq, a predicted model, not a curated record
ACAAACAAUCAUUUUCGAUUUUUUGAAACAUUGAUUUCGUUAUAGCAAGAUUCAUUUGAUUGCAACGUAAAUGACAAUGUCGUUUUCAACUUUGAGGUAUGCUGCUGUUUUCAUUCCCAAUUUUCAACUUCAAAACCCUAAUCAACUCAUUCGACGAUGCUUCCUGUCGUCAAAUCCAACUCAGUUCCAUGAAGAAUACGAACACAAUCUCGUUUCCUCAUUCACUCGCUUGCUCCAUCACAAUCCCACUCCGCCUAUCAUCCAAUUCAAUAAGAUCUUAGGCUCCCUUGUUAAGGCCAACCAUUACUCCACUGCUAUUUUACUUCAUCGACAAUUGGAAUUAACAGGAAUGGCUUCAAGCUUAGUCACCCUGAACAUCUUGGUAAAUUGCUUUUGUCAAUUGGGUCUUAACUCUCUUUCUUUUUCUGUAUUUGCCAACAUUCUUAAGAAGGGUUUUCAUCCGGAUGCCAUAACUUUCAAUACAAUCAUCAAGGGUCUCUGUCUCAAAGGUCAAAUCCAUCAAGCAUUGCACUUUCAUGACAAGCUCGUUGCCCUUGGAUUUCAUCUUAACCAAGUUAGUUAUGGGACACUUGUCAACGGAUUAUGUAAAGUUGGAGAAACAAGAGCAGCCCUACAGUUGCUCAGACGAGUUGAUGGAAAAUUGGUUCAACCUGAUGUGGUAAUGUACAGCACAAUUAUUGAUAGUAUGUGUAAAGACAAACUUGUUAAUGAAGCUUUUCAUUUAUAUUUUGAAAUGCUUGCUAAGAGAAUUUCUCCCGAUGUUGUCACUUACACUACUUUAAUUAGUGGCUUUUGCAUUGUUGGUAAAUUGAAAGAGGCAAUUGCAUUGUUUAAUAACAUGAUUUUGGAAAACAUCAACCCCGAUGUCUAUACCUUUAAUAUACUGGUUGAUGCAUUUUGUAAGGAAGGAAAAGUGAAAGAAGCCAAAAAUGUGUUUGCUGUGAUGAUGAAAAAAGACAUCAAACCUGACAUUGUUACUUAUAACUCUUUAAUGGAUGGAUAUUGCCUAGUGAAAAAAGUGAAUAGGGCAAAGGAUAUAUUCAACACUAUGUCCCAACUAGGAGUGAGUGCGGAUGUCUGGAGCUACAAUGUCAUGAUCAAUGGACUGUGUAAGAUUCAAAUGGUUGAUGAAGCUAUGAAUCUAUUUGAACAAAUGCAUUGUAGAAACAUUAUUCCUGAUAAGGUAACUUAUAGUUCCCUUAUUGAUGGUUUGAGCAAACAAGGGAGAAUCUCAUAUGCUUUAAAGCUUAUCGAUGAGAUGCAUGAUAUAGGUCAACCUCCUGAUAUAAUUACUUACAAUUCAUUAUUGGAUGCUUUAUGCAAAAAGCAUCAUGUUGAAGAGGCAAUUGCAUUGUUAAGAAAAUUUAAAGACCAGGGUAUUCAACCGGAUUUGUAUACAUAUAAUAUUCUUAUUAAUGGACUGUGCCAAAGUGGAAGGCUUAAGAAUGCACAAGAGGUUUUUCAAAAUCUUUUAAUCAAAGGCUACAAUCCAAAUGUCUAUACUUAUACCGUUAUGAUCCAAGGGUUGUGUGGCAAGGGUUUGUUUGAUGAAGCGUUCGUGUUGCUGUCAAAAAUGAAAGACAAUGGCUGUGUUCCAAAUGCUGUAACUUAUGAAAUAAUCGUCCGUUCUCUGUUUGAUAAAGGUGAAAAUGAUAAGGCAGAGAAACUUCUUCGUGAAAUGAUUGCGAGAGGUCUUCUGGAAGAUUGAAAUUAGAUUGAUUGCAUUUCAGAGGCUUGUUUUUUUUAGAAGUACUUACAUUUAUAAUCAAGGACACAAGUAUGGUGGGCAUUGGAGCGGCUAGAGUUGAUUAUUUGGAUGACUUUGUUGUGGAUAAAAGUAAGAACCAAAAGUACUAUUGUUGUGAAUAGAUAAGGGAUGAUAUGGUAGGUAUUCAAGUAUGAUUUAUGUAUAGAUAAAGGAUGAUAUAAUUGUGGCUCAAAUUUUCAAAAAAGAAACAUGUGAGCUAAAGUCAAAAUGUGUGGUGCUGCUGACCAAUGAUAUGAAUUAUGUUUCUGCUGUAUAAUGGGUUUUUUUGCAUUCUUUGAGUGUGUUACACAACUGAAAUUGAUGUAUUAAAAGAGCUUUACAUAGUGAAUAGAGAUUAGUGCAGUUAGUCAUUACUUGAGUAUUCAAUUUGAAUUAAUCCAACUAAUAGGAUUCUUCAAAUUGGCAUGAAAUUUAUGUGAUGUCAUUUGCUGCACUCCUUUAGGAUAUGUAUUGCCACAUUCCUAGUAAGGUAUAGAACAUUUAUUGAGUAAAGGGAUCUAAAAUUUAAGUGAAACCAAAAAUUUGUGCAACUAUCAUAAGUUGAAGAACCUAGGUCCUUGGAUGGGUGAUAAUAGUGGUAGUGGAUCCAUGCAAUAUACUCGACAACAUUUUUAUUAAGACUUCCAAAUUACAGUUAUCAACUAUUCUAAGAACUCCAUGAGAAUUAAGUUUAAAUGAUAUCCUACCUCAAUGACGAUUCUGAAUGUUGAAAUCAGUUCCUAGAUGCAAGUGAUAUAUAGUUUGAAACGAGGUCUGCCAAAGCCCUCUCAGAGAAACUUGUUAAAAUCAGUUCCUUGACGACUAGAUGCAUGUAAGUUAUGUGUUAUCAUUUACUGCAUUCCCUCAGGAUUUUGUUAAGUAAAUUGCACAAUAUGCUUAAUUUCCACUAUUCUACUUGCUUCCAAAUUUAAGAGGAAUCUUGCCACCUAUAAAAUUGAGGUUGAUUUCCACUAUUCUACUUGGUGUGCGUUCUGAGCUUCUAUAAAUUACAACAAGUUUCAUAUACUCAAUUAAGUUCCAUGCACUAUGUAUGAGGCUUGUGUCUAAAUUAAAUCCUAAAAAUGGCUUACACAAAUUAGUAACAUAAAAGAGAGUAAAUGAAGCCUAAAUGUAAAUUAACUAAUGAUUCUUUAAAUGUAAGUUUAUAGUCUGUAUUGCCACAUUGCGAGUAAGGCGUGUAACCUACAUUGAGUAAAGGAAACCAAAAUUGAAGUAAAACUACAAUUUUGUGCAACCAUCAUAAGUUGAAAAAACCUGGAUCCUUGGAUGGAAGAUAGUAGUGCUAGUAGUGAUAUUGAUUCUACUCCAGAUUAUAGUAUUGUUUUGAAAUGCCCAAGAGUCUCUAUAUCUAGUUUUGUUUAUUAUUUUGGAGGAUACCCUGCACUAUAUUUUUUGUGUAUACACUAACGAUCUAGUGGUACAAUGCCUGGUUACGGUACUGAGUUACAAGUACGGGUGCAAGAGCCGUCAGUUUAAAAAAAUUAAGGUGCUUUUUGUAUAAUAUAACAAGAGAGCUAAAAUAUUCACUUCACAAUAAAAGAAACUCAAAUACACUAAAUAUUAUAUUAUUAUGGUAAUAUAUGAGAAAGCCACAAAUUUCCGUCACAACGAAAUAAUGAGAAAAAACCGGAGUAUCAGACAAGUACCGGUACCAGAUAUUUUCUCGGUACAAGUACUUCACUGUUUAGCAAUUACCCAAGCUUCAUUAUUGUACAUGUGCUUGAGGUGAGUUGUGAUUUUCUACUUUGUGUAGAGUUGCAUCAUUACUUAUCUUUGUCUUUUAUACAAAAUUGGAGAAUCAGAGCAUUUUUUGUUGAAGGACAGAAGGGGACUAUACAGAUCUACACCACACAACUGAACAAGAGAACUAGCAUUCAGCAUGAAAGUAUUUCUUUUUUGUAAGCAUAAUACUGAUUAGUAUUAAAUAUUCUGCCUUGAUCAUUGUCAUUAUUAAACCAUAUUAGUUUUUGGCAAUAGUUUGGAGUUUCAUUUAUUACUUCACUGUAUGUUUUCCUAAGAAAUUUAUUAUAGAUUCAAUUUUCUUAAUAAACUUAUGUGUGUAAGUUUUAGUGAAUAAAAAUUUGAAUAUAGUCUGCACUAAUUGAAAUAGUAAACGGAAUUGGAUCCAUAUCCAAUUGUAAACCUACACCUGUUGAUCAAUCUCAUCAAUAUCACAAUCAGUUCAUUUUCUCCUGUUUUUUGGAGUUUGCUUGGAACAUAUGUUGCUUAACUGAAGCCUUCUUUUGUUGCAACAUAUAAUCAUAAUAUAGGGAAAUGUAUGUCAAGCCGUCAACUUUAUAUAUCUUGUAGAAAUGAAUAAGAGCAUCUAUCACUUGCAGAUGAAUCCUGUGAAGUAUGAAUGUAUGAUAAGGGAUAAACCAAAUAGCUCAAUAUUCAAAUAGGAUGGUUCAAAUUUACUCAGCAGUAGACUUUUUUCUAUUUAUUCUAAGAUAACUUCAUUUAACUUAUUACAUAAUGAUUCAAUCUUCAAACUUUCUCAGGAGGUUCAAAUUCAUCCUGCAAAGAAUGGAAGAGGCUCCGAUGAAAACAUGACAUUUGUGCUAAUUACAUACAAGUGGAAAUGACAAUAUGAAUUCCUCCUGUUACUUUAUUUAAGCUCCUUCUCUGAAUUUUUUCUUUAUAAAUUUAUUACAAUAGCCUCGCUUUUCUGCAAGUUUUAAUGAAUAAAUGAUUUUUUUUUACAGUAGAACAUUAUGGCGGCAGUUGAUCCAUAUAGUCGACCCUACUUAGUGGGAUAAGGCUUGGUUGUUGGUGGUUGGUAGCACUGAUUUUGAAUAAGUAAGAUCCUUAUACGAUUCUAAACCUGCUGCAUCAGUGGACAUUGUCAUCAAUCUCAUAAAUAUCUGCAAUUAGUUCAUUUCUCUCUUUC